AUGUCUUGGAAAUUGACCAAAAAACUCAAGGAGACCCAUCUUGGCCCUCUUGCGAACACAUUCUCUCGAUCCCCCUCGACAUCUACGAUUACGCCAGACCCUAAGGACGAAAAGGCAGGAAUAUCUGGAACCUCCACUCCUGCCAACGACAAUGGCAUUGCCGCCUCUGAACUCAUAGCGACCCAACCUCCAGCGCAACCCCGACCCGGAAUCUUGAUCGUUACACUACACGAGGGUGCCGGCUUCUCCCUACCAGAGCAAUACAAGGCGACUUUAAGUCAUCACCAGCAGAAUUCGCUCUCGCAAGGAAACGGGUUUGGUGUGGCAGGAUCCGUCCGACCUGGCUCCUCGCAGCAACAAGGAAGUGUUGCUGGCUCAUACGCAACAAAUGCGAGACCGCAGACAUCCGGUGGUGGUUUUGGAGUCGUCCCUACAAAUCACGGCCGAAUAUCGUCUAAAUACCUUCCCUACGCUCUUCUAGAUUUCGACAAAUUGCAAGUCUUCGUCAACUCAGUCGCAGGCACUCCUGAGAACCCCCUAUGGGCCGGUGACAACACCGCAUAUAAGUUCGAUGUUUCACGAGUUACUGAGCUUGCAGUACAUUUAUAUCUUAGAAAUCCCAAUGCCCCGCCAGGAUCCGGGCGUAGCCAGGACAUUUUCCUCGGUGUCACACGAAUCAAUCCUCGAUUCGAAGAAGUCCGUAAAUACGUGGAGGAUCCAAAAUUAGGAAAGAAGGACAAGGAGAAGGCUGCAGCAGAAUGGCAAGCCAGGGAAAAGUCCUUAGGUCUUAGCGGAACCGAAUGGCUAGAUGUCUCAUAUGGUACUGGAAAGCUCAAGAUUGGCGUGGAGUACAUUGAAAACAGAACCCGCUCGUUGAAGAUUGAGGACUUUGAUUUGUUAAAGGUCGUCGGAAAAGGAAGUUUCGGAAAGGUCAUGCAAGUCAAAAAGAAAGACACACAACGAAUUUACGCCCUCAAGACGAUCCGCAAAGCACACAUCAUCUCUCGAUCAGAAGUUGCACAUACUCUCGCCGAGCGAUCGGUCCUCUCACAAAUCAACAAUCCCUUCAUCGUGCCACUUAAAUUCACCUUUCAAUCUCCCGAAAAGCUGUACUUCGUCCUUGCCUUUGUCAACGGAGGAGAGCUCUUCCACCACCUACAGAAAGAGCAGCGCUUCGACAUCAAUCGCUCUAGAUUUUAUACAGCUGAGCUUCUUUGUGCUUUGGAAUGUUUACAUGGUUUCAAUGUCAUCUACCGCGAUCUGAAACCAGAAAACAUUCUUCUCGAUUACUCUGGACAUAUUGCACUUUGUGACUUCGGUCUCUGCAAGCUUGAUAUGAAGGAUGAAGACCGCACAAAUACGUUCUGUGGUACACCUGAAUAUCUUGCUCCUGAGCUGUUACUGGGCCAAGGUUACACCAAAACAGUCGAUUGGUGGACUCUGGGUGUCCUCCUAUACGAGAUGUUGACAGGCCUUCCUCCUUUUUACGAUGAAAACACCAAUGAAAUGUAUCGAAAGAUUCUAUCCGAGCCACUGCAUUUCCCUGGUCCUGAGAUUGUACCUCCUUCGGCCAAGGAUCUACUCACCAAACUCCUGAAUCGCAAGCCAGACCAGCGUUUGGGAGCUAACGGCGCCUCUGAAAUCAAAGCGCAUCCAUUCUUCCAUAGCAUCGACUGGCGCAAGCUUUUACAACGAAAGUACGAGCCAACUUUCAAACCCAAUGUGACCGAUGCACUUGACACGAAAAAUUUCGAUGAUGAGUUCACGCGUGAAGCGCCAACAGAUUCUUUUGUCGAUGGACCCAUGCUUUCACAGACAAUGCAGCAACAAUUUACCGGUUGGUCGUACAAUCGCCCAGUUGCGGGAUUGGGCGAUGGGGGAGGUAGUAUCAAAGAUCCUUCAUUUGUUGGCAGCGUUCAAGACAGAUAA
Molecule: messenger RNA, 1929 nt
Organism: Glarea lozoyensis ATCC 20868
Lineage: Eukaryota; Fungi; Ascomycota; Leotiomycetes; Helotiales; Helotiaceae
Product: Protein kinase-like (PK-like)
Exons: 4
Coding region: 1-1929 (642 amino acids)
Biological process (GO): protein phosphorylation
Molecular function (GO): protein serine/threonine kinase activity; ATP binding
Source: RefSeq, a predicted model, not a curated record